This is a messenger RNA of Racocetra persica, 175 nucleotides long. Lineage: Eukaryota; Fungi; Glomeromycota; Glomeromycetes; Diversisporales; Gigasporaceae. The record is from the annotation of a GenBank genome assembly.
UGAAAAAACGCACAUAACCACUUAUAAGAACACCAGAAAAGAAUGCAAAGCCAUUUCACAAAAACGCCGAAGAAACACGAACAUUCUGCAAGACCACUCCACAAGUCACCAGCGACGCAAAAUCAAUUCACGAAAUCUAACGGUGGCACCAAACCAACAACGACAACAACACUAG